Dovyalis caffra is the source of this 1489-nucleotide messenger RNA. NCBI's taxonomy places the organism in Eukaryota, Viridiplantae, Streptophyta, Magnoliopsida, Malpighiales, Salicaceae. The record is from the annotation of a GenBank genome assembly.
GCAAACACAUGCUCAUCAGAAAUGUCGGCUUUGUGAAGAAGAAGAAGAAGUUGCUGAAGAAUUAUUUGGUUGGAAGUUGAAACCACCCCAGAUGGAACUAAUGGAGUCACAAAGAAAUGCUGCAAACCAACAAAGCACCAUUAGUGCCUCCAAAGAUCACCAUGGCCAAAAACAAGAAUCAGUAGCAGCUUCACUGCAAUUAGUCCCUCUUGAAAGUCAAUCAUCACUUCAACAACAACAACAACAACACGGGUCUACUACUGCUACUACACCAACUAGUCAGGGCCCAUUCAUGGGCUCCAUAUCCAGCCAAAUUGGAAUCCAUCCUUCCACUUCAACUUCCAACUCUGCUGUCUCAAAGUCCGUCACAAAAAGGCCCUCAAAAGAUCGGCAUACCAAGGUAGACGGUCGCGGCCGACGCAUCCGGAUGCCAGCCUUGUGUGCUGCACGGGUGUUUCAGCUCACAAGAGAAUUAGGCCAUAAAUCUGAUGGAGAAACCAUUGAGUGGUUACUACAGCAAGCUGAACCUGCCAUAAUAGCUACUACUGGUACUGGUACAAUUCCUGCCAAUUUCUCAACUUUGAAUGUUUCAUUACGGAGCAGUGGCGCUACUAUUUCAGCUCCUGCAUCAAAAUCAGCUCCUCUUUCUUUUCAUAGUGGAUUAGCUUUCUAUGAUGCUAAUAAUGCCAACGAUACUCGAAGAGCUAUGGCUUCUAACCCUCAAAUGUUAGGAUUCCACCAUCAGUUGUAUCCUCAAAAUCUUGUUUCUGAUGAUAAUUACAUGAGGAAGACUUUUCGAGAAGAUCUUUUUAAGGAAACCACACAGCAACAAAACACGGAAACAAUUGAAGCUAGUAAUUCUGCUAAAUCGAGAACUGGAGUUCAAGAUCAAGAAACAGCUGGUUCUAUUAGGCCAGCAACAAACAUGCUGCCAACUCCAAUGUGGGCAGUUGCGCCGGCCACUACCACCAAUGGUGGAAAUACAUUCUGGAUGUUACCGGUAGGAGGUGGUGCGAACACAACAGCUGCAGUUCCAGAACCCCAGAUGUGGACCUUUCCUGCGGCAGCAGCAGGAAUGACAUCAAUGCAAAGAGUGAAUUUUGGUGGCGGUGGCCGCGUUUCAAGUCCGGUUCAACUUGGGUCCAUGAUAGUGCAGCAGCAAGCGGGAGCUAAUCAGCAACUUGGAUUAGGUGUAUCAGAUAGUAACAUGGGGAUGAUAUUGGGCGGUUUGAAUGCUUAUAGCAGUAGUAGGGUUGGCUUGGGCAUGAACUUAGAGCAACAUAAUCAAGACAAUCAGCCACAAGGCAGUGACAAAGUUUCAAGUUUGAAUCAAGAACUGAACUUGGCUCCCAAAGGGCCUGAAGGUCUCAUUUCCCUACCAAGAUCUGCCCAAAGUUUUCGAGUUUUCGUGUUCUUUCGUAAAAGAGAGAUUUUGGUGGGUGAAAGUGUAUCCGACGAUGAGACCCGGAUGGCGGUGUCAUAUGUUUAG